AUGCAGAGAUCAAUUGCAUUAGCCUCCGCUAUUUUGCUUCUACUUCUCAGUUGCGGAACUGCAAAAGAAGGAAUGCUUCCGAAUGGCAACUUUGAGAUAGGCCCAGAACCAUCGAAUCUGAAGGGAUUUCUGCUCAUAGGAGAAGAUUCUCUGCCAUACUGGCGAGUAAUGGGUAUGGUGGAAUACAUUCACUCGGGUCGUAAACCCCAAGAUAUGGUAGUGGUUGUUCCUCGGGGAACACACGCAGUCAGGCUGGGAAACAAGGCGACAGUUGUCAGCCAUAGUGUUAAGGUGAAAAAAGGCUCAUAUUAUUCACUUUCAUUUCAUGCUGCUCGUACCUGCGCGAAAGCUGAAAGCUUGAAUAUCUCUGCUCCGCCCGUGUGGGGAGAGAUAUCGAUCCAGACGGUGUAUGCUAGUACUGGAUGGGAUGCCUACUCGUGGGGAUUUCGAGCUCCGGCUGAUAUUGUUGAAUUUCAUAUUCAUAAUCCGGGUGAGGAGGAAGAUCCUGCUUGUGGACCUGUGGUCGAUGGGGUUGCUCUCAAGCGCUUGAGAUUGCCCAAAUUCUCAGGAGAGAAUCUGAUAAGGAAUGGAGAUUUUGAAGAAGGCCCCUACGUAUUUCCCAACGCGUCGUCAGGUGUGCUGAUUUCUCCAGUCCGGGAGGACGCGGUAACCGCGCUGCCCGGAUGGGUGGUGGAGUCGCUCAGGCCUAUCAAGUACAUCGACGCCAUUCGCCACCAUUUCGCAGUUCCACAUGGAAAUGCAGCGGUGGAACUGAUUGCGGGCAAAGAGAACGCUAUUUCACAGACGGUCAGAACAACACCUGGUAAAAAAUACAUUCUCAGCUUUGCGGUUGGAGAUGCGGGCAACCAAUGCAAAGGUAAACUUAUGGUGGUGGCUUUUGCCGGGCAGGAAUCGAUGAAGGUUCCUUACGACUCACAAGGAAAAGGAGGGUUUAAGACCGCUACACUUUCCUUCACUGCGGCCUCUAAGAAGACUCGCAUUGUGUUCACCAGUGAAUUUUAUACCAUGCGCAGUGAUGACGGCGUUACUUUCUGUGGGCCUGUUAUCGAUCAAAUCACUCUGCGUUGAUUGUUUUCAGAGUCAUUUGUAGGAUACCAUAAUGGGUGCAAGCGAUGUGCUUUUAGCAAUAACACUGUCUCGCGAGCAUCACGGAAAAUAGUUAUAUUCCAUACCAUGUUCUUCCAUUAAUGUUGAGUCCGAAGUUCGCUGCUACAUAGUGUUUAUAUAAAUUUAGCUUUAAUUAUCCGAGUACAGUAUUCUUUCUUUUGAUUACA
Cryptomeria japonica (Japanese cedar) is the source of this 1295-nucleotide messenger RNA. Its product is annotated as protein DUF642 L-GALACTONO-1,4-LACTONE-RESPONSIVE GENE 2. The record is from RefSeq and is a predicted model, not a curated record. Bases 1 to 1089 code for a protein of 362 amino acids. NCBI's taxonomy places the organism in Eukaryota, Viridiplantae, Streptophyta, Pinopsida, Cupressales, Cupressaceae. The transcript is spliced from 3 exons.